AUGGGCAGACUAGUUGGAUUAGAGCUUUAUAAUUUUAAGUCGUACAAGGGCAAAUGUAGUAUUGGCUUUGGCUCGUCUUUCUUCACUUCAAUAAUUGGUCCCAAUGGAGCAGGUAAAUCCAACAUGAUGGACGCGAUAUCAUUCGUCUUGGGUGUAAAAUCAUCUCAUUUAAGGUCACAGAACUUGAAGGAUUUGAUCUAUCGUGGAAGGAAGGUCACCGAGGCUUCAGGUGGUACUAGUCAAACAGCUCAAGAUCCAGUUAAGGCGCAUGUUAUGUUGACAUACGAAAAAGACAACGGAGAACUUUUAGAACUUAAAAGAACAAUCUCUAAUAGUGGAGGCAGUGAAUAUAAGAUAAAUGAUAAAUCGAUUACGUCGUUACACUAUUCAAAGAUACUUAAGUCUGAAAAUAUUUUGAUCAAAGCUAGAAACUUUUUGGUGUUUCAGGGUGACGUUGAACAUAUCGCGUCGCAAUCUCCAAAGGACUUGACGAAAUUAAUUGAAACUGUUUCAGGCUCUUGUGAGUAUGCUCAAGAGUACGAGGCAUUGAAAGAAGAAUAUGAAAAGGCCCAUGAGUAUACUAUCUCUAUGUUUUCAAGAAAAAGGAUCUUAAAUUCUGAGUCAAAGCAAUAUAAGGAGCAACUAGUAGAACAAAAAGAGUUCGAGGAAUUGUUAACAAGAAGAUCAGAACUUAUUAAAUCUCUUAAUCUCUACAAGAUAUUUCAUAACGAAAAAAAACACCAAUCACUCAUCGAACAAUUACGCGACAAAGAAGCUGAAAUAAAGAACAUGCAAAAUGUACUAAGUGAAAAAGAAAUGAUUCAUAGUAAGUUGAUGGCAGAGUAUUCCAGAAAAAUUUUAGCCAUUGGAAAAGAGAAACAGGAGAUAGGGAACCUCGCAAAGGAGGUCGAUUCAGCGAAAAGAGAUUUGGUGCCUCUUGAAGCUAAUAAAAAAAUCAUUAUUUCUAAGAUUUCGUCAACCAAAAGAAAAAUCGAGCAGCUCAAGCUGGAAAUAUCUAAGCAGGAAAAAAUUGUUAAAGGAAUAGAAAAAGAGUUAAAUGUAGCACAGUCUAUGUUCCAGGAAUUUAAAGAUAAGUUCUCUUCUAACAAUUCAUCACCGUUAUCUAUUGAAGCCCAGAAUGAGUAUGAAGAAUUGAGAGAUCUCUAUAUGUCAAGUGAAGGUUCUCAUCUCGAAGAAGAGAUUGCACUUCUAGUCAAUGAGAAGGGAUCAAUGAUUUCUACGAUUAACAGUUACAGAAAUCAAAAUUCUAACACUUUAAGUCGAAUAUCUGAUCUUGAGGCAGAGGUUAAUACAGAACUUAAGUUAAAAAAAAGCGACAUUGAAACUUCGAUCAUGGAUAUAUUAGCUCUCAAGCUGGAAAGAGUUGAGGCACGUAGUAAUUUAAUCAAAGCUAAAGAAGAAAUUAACUUUAAAGAGAUGCAACUAAAUACUCAGUUGCGCAAUACCUUGGUCUCAUUGGACGAGCUUUCAUCUCAGCAAAGAGAGUCGAACAAACAACGGAAACUAAGAGAGAAUAUAUCCAUGCUCAGAAAAUUAUUUCCCGCUAAUUCGAUAAAGGGACUUGUUUAUGAAUUAGUUCGACCCAAGAAAUUGAAAUAUGAGACGGCUCUCCUGACAGUCUUAGGGAAGAAUUACGAUGCAAUUAUAGUGGAGACAACUUCAGUAGCAUACAAAUGCAUUGAGAUCUUGAAAGAAAGAAGAUCUGGUGUUGCAACAUUCAUUCCCUUGGACUCAAUUGUUGGAGAAUCUCUCAACUUAAACUAUUUACGCUCUAUCCAUGAGCUGACUCAGCCGGCAAUAGACAUAUUAGAAUAUGAUGAUAAGUCUUUAGAACAGGCAAUUCAGUAUGUGGUUGGAGAUUCACUAGUCACUGAAAAUAUUGAUGUCGCAAGGCAUUUGAAGUGGGACUCGAAUCAAAAAUUAAGCAAUAAGAUAGUUACUUUUGAUGGUAAUAUAAUCCAUAGGUCUGGCUUAAUGACUGGUGGUCAACAACAUGAGAAACCUAACGGAGUAUUUUCCUGGGAUAAAAACGAGUUAAAGAAACAACUUGAGCUCAAGGAAGACUUACUACUAAAGAUUGCAAACUUGAAUGAGAAAAAGCCGAAGGAAAUGGAGAUAAGCUUUCUUUCAGACGAAAUAAAUGAAUUAGAGGCUAAGUUGCCAAGUCUUAGAAGUACCCAAGCACAGAUUAUUAGAACCAUAAGUGACCGUGAAAAGGAAAUCGCUUUCCAAAGAUCCACGCUAAGUGAUAUCGAUAAAAAGAUUCGAGACAAACAAGAGUUUUUGAAUGCAACUGAAAUGAAUAUCAAAAAUUUAGAAGCCAAAAUUAGAGCCACCAAGAAAGGUAUUUACGAAGAUUUUUGUGCUAAGUAUGGGUUCCAAAAUGGAAUUGAAGAUUACGAGGACAUGCAUGGAGAAAGCUUAAGGUUUAGAUCUAAAGAACUUUCCCAGUAUUCUAAAGCAAUUUCUAUGUUAGAAAAUAAAUUGAGAUUUGAGAAGGAAAGACUUGAUUCGUCCAGAAAUGAAAAGCUUGAACUGUUAUUGGAAUCCUACGAAGAACAAUUAGUAGAGUUGGAUUACGAUAGAAAUAAUCUCUUGUCAAAGGUGGAUGCUCUUGGGGCCAGCUUGGAAAUUUCGCAGGAGGAGCUCAAGCGGUCUGAGGAGAAUAUUGCUGAGCAACUAAGGGUAACAAAAUCAAUGGAAGCAGAAAAGUCGGAUGCAACAGAAGAAUUGAAGGAGUUAAAUAAAUCUUUGACUCGUUCUGAAGAAGCAUUACUAAAGAUAGAUGCUGAAAGAGCCAGUUUACUCAAGUUUUGUAAAAUUCAAAAUGUCGAGAUUCCAUUGAUAGAUGGUUUCUUGGAUUCUGUAUCUCUCGGAGAUCAUUCAGAUAAAAUUGGCAGCGAAGUUUAUCGUAUUCAGAUCGACUAUGGCAUGAUGGACGAUAAAUUAAAGGAAAGCUUUAGCCUGAGAACUGAAGCUGAAUUGGAAGCAGAGAUACAAACGACUGCGGACCAGCUAGAGAAAUUAACACCAAAUGCAAAGGCCACAGUGAGAUUGAAAGAAGCGGAAGUAAGACUAAAGCAGUUUGAUAGAGAUCACACCAGGGCUCGACAAACAGAACGUAAAGUAUCUGACAAGUAUCAGGGAGUAAGGUCAAAGAGAAUAGCUCUAUUUAUGGAAGCAUUUAAUCACAUUUCGGGAAAGAUUGAUUCUAUAUAUAAAGAGUUGACGAAGGCGACCUCAACUCCGUUAGGCGGAUCCGCUUAUCUUACCUUAGAAGAUGAAGACUCGCCUUAUAGCUCUGGGAUUAAAUAUCAUGCCAUGCCUCCUAUGAAGCGCUUUAGAGAUAUGGAUCUUUUGUCGGGCGGAGAAAAGACUGUCGCAGCGCUAGCUUUAUUAUUCGCAAUCCAUUCUUUUCGGCCAUCGCCUUUUUUUGUAUUGGAUGAGGUCGAUGCAGCUUUGGAUAAUUCCAAUGUAGCAAAAAUUGCUAAUUACAUUAAAAAGAACGCCGGAGCGAACUUUCAAUUUAUUGUCAUUUCGUUAAAAAAUUCUUUAUUCGAAAAAUCGGAUGCUCUCGUCGGUAUUUAUAGAGAACAAAGAGAGAAUAGUUCGAGAACUGUGACUCUUGACUUGAGGGAUUAUUCGGACGAAGACGUCAGUAUGAAAAGCCCAAUAACUGCUCGCUGA
Messenger RNA from Priceomyces carsonii, 3708 nucleotides. RefSeq names its product cohesin subunit (gene SMC1). Gene Ontology annotation, biological process: sister chromatid cohesion. Gene Ontology annotation, cellular component: cohesin complex; nucleus; chromosome. Gene Ontology annotation, molecular function: DNA binding; ATP binding; ATP hydrolysis activity. The coding region runs from base 1 to 3708 and encodes 1235 amino acids. The transcript has a single exon. Lineage: Eukaryota; Fungi; Ascomycota; Pichiomycetes; Serinales; Debaryomycetaceae. The record is from RefSeq and is a predicted model, not a curated record.